AUGGCACCGGCUACUACGACAUCCGCCCAAGGUGGCAUGUUUCAUACCUUCCAGGGCGUCACUCCCAGGAAACCAGCUUCAGAGCAGCAACAAGAAAACCCCAAAUCCAGCAGUGCCGCCGCGGCAAAGAGAAUCACAACGCCUCAUGCGUGUGCUGAGUGCAAACGCCGCAAGAUUCGAUGUGACGGCCAACAACCUUGUGGCCAGUGUCUCUCCAGCCGUGCUCCUAAGCGUUGCUUCUACGACAAGCAUCGUCAACGCGUGAUUCCAUCACGCAAAACCCUUGAGGCCUUGUCUCAGUCCCUGGAAGAGUGCCGGUCGAUCCUGAACCGGCUAUAUCCCACCCAUGAUGUUCAGUCUCUUCUGCCACUCUCCCGGCACGAGCUCUUGGAUCUUCUCGACCGCCCAUUUAUUGACACAUCCCUCCACGGGCUUCCAUCACCACCUCUCACAUCGCCAACUCUUAACGGCGAGCUUGAUUCACCAAUAUGUUCCACCUCCGGAGAGAGCCUGUCUACGCUCGAGCAGCUUCCUGGCCGGGACACCGAGUGGGACGAGGAGCGCAGAGGCAGGGAACCAAUCCCCGUGGAAGCGGACGAUGUCAACGCUCUCUCCCUCUCUGUUGACCGGCAGACCUCGUACCUGGGGGCUUCCUCCAUCAAGGCUGCGUUGAUGGUCAUGCUCAAGGUCCAGCCUCAACUCCGAAAUGCUCUAGCCGCACCGCUCAACACCUCCGAAAUCCCACACAGCUUCCCCGCGGCUCGAACCAAGUCAUCGACGCAAAAGGACCCGCAAAGGAUCCCGUGGUCGUGGAAAGGCCAAACCCUGAUCGACGCCUAUUUCAAGAGAAUCCACGUGUUCAUCCCGAUGCUUGACGAGACGUCCUUCCGUGCCGACUACCUGGAGGGACAGCGAUUUGACGUUCCCUGGUUGGCACUUGUCAACAUGGUUUUCGCCAUGGGAAGCAUCGUGGCGAUGAAGUCAGAUGACUACAACCACGUCAACUACUACAACAGAGCAAUGGAGUUCCUGCCUCUGGACGCUUUCGGCAGCAGUCACAUCGAGACCGUACAAGCACUGGCCCUGAUUGGCGGCUACUACCUACACUACAUCAACAGACCAAACAUGGCAAACGCUGUUCUUGGAGGCACCAUCCGGAUGGCAAGCGCCCUUGGCCUUCACAGAGAGAGCCUUGCCCAGAGCACCAGCGACGUGUCCGCUGCGGAGACGCGGAGACGCACAUGGUGGAGCCUGUUCUGCUUGGACACCUGGGCGACCACAACCAUGGGCCGACCUUCAUUCGGACGCUGGGGAUCUGCAAUCAACAUCCGAGCUCCUGAGUUUGGCAUCAACUCUUCUCGAGACUCGUCACAGCACGCAGGCAUCCUGCCGCUGAUUGAGAACAUCAAGUUCUGCAAGAUUGCCACCGCCAUCCAGGACACGCUGGCUGUAGCACCCCUGGUCUCAACCGAGGACCGCCACAGCCUGGACGGCCAGCUCGUCAACUGGUACAGCAGCCUCCCGUGGCUUCUACGGACCACGGACCCCUGUGCGGAGCCGCUCUACAUUGCACGCUGCAUCAUGAAGUGGCGGUACCAGAACCUACGCAUGCUUCUCCACCGCCCAGUGCUCCUGAGCCUCGCCAGCGCCAAUGCGCAGGAGGCGACCGACCUGGCCAAGCACACCAUCGACGACAUCGCGCGGGAGUGGACGCGCAACCAGAUGCAGGGGUGGAACGCGGCAUGGUUCCUCUACCAGGCGGCCAUGGUACCGCUUGUGUCUGUGUUCUGGCAGUGGAACAGCCCGCGCGUGCCCGAGUGGAACAAGCAGAUCGAGACGGUGAUCGAGCUACUCGACGCCAUGGAGGACUGGUCGCUGGCGGCGCGACGCAGCCGCGAGGUCGUCUGGCGCAUGUAUGAGGCCAGCCGCACCAUUGCGCACACGCGGUCCGAAGCAGCAGCAGCAGCACCCCUGACGCCGGGCUCGCUGCACAGCCUGGCCAUCAGCACCGACAUGAGCGCGCUGCUGGCCGGGUCCCCCGGCUCCGAGCUGCACAUGUCGCCCAUCGGGCUGGGGCCGGACGGCAUCCCCAUCAUGGACAUGCUGGACCAGCACGGCCUGCUCAUGGACCACGAGGGCAUGUACUGGGGCCAGGCGGACGACAUGAGCCUCGACCAGUACUCGGGCGUCCACGACGGCGGCAUGGGCCUGGGCGCCCCACAACAGCAGCAGCAGCCCAUCGACUACAGCAUGCUGACGGGGCCUGGUGGCCACCACCACCCCGGCUCGCUGGACGGCGGCUAUCCCUUCGUCCACUGA
Diaporthe citri is the source of this 2319-nucleotide messenger RNA. RefSeq lists its product as uncharacterized. The coding region runs from base 1 to 2319 and encodes 772 amino acids. Gene Ontology annotation, cellular component: nucleus. The record is from RefSeq and is a predicted model, not a curated record. Gene Ontology annotation, biological process: positive regulation of transcription from RNA polymerase II promoter by galactose; DNA-templated transcription. Gene Ontology annotation, molecular function: zinc ion binding; RNA polymerase II cis-regulatory region sequence-specific DNA binding; DNA-binding transcription factor activity, RNA polymerase II-specific. The transcript has 4 exons. Lineage: Eukaryota; Fungi; Ascomycota; Sordariomycetes; Diaporthales; Diaporthaceae.